CAACUUAAGGGGUGGUGGUGGUUAUUGACAUAAAAACACACACCCACAUAAAAUAUAUUAUUACAGUGUUUAAUCGAACUUUAUCUUGUCUUGCAUAUCACAUUGCUCGGUACAUCUCAGCACAACAUGCUCAAACUGUUUGUGUUGGCCACAGUAGUGCUCUACUGUAACGGCUGCUUCUCUCCCGAUAUAGAACCCACGGAUGAAGGAUGUCCUGAUAAGGAUGGAAAUAUCCACGAGUUUGACUCUGCCUGGGAGGAGGGCACUGACACCUGUGUAUGUAUCUCCACAGGGCCCGUCUGUUGCCAAAGCAUUCCUGAAGAUAUGGUGAACUUUGAGCAGAAUGACAAGAGUAUUGAUGACUCUGAAGCAUUCAGUGACGAAAACACUUUAUGAUGCUGCUGCCGCCGCUGCCGUUGUAAGUUAUGAGGGAUCCUGAGGAUGAAAAAAUGAUUCUGGAGGGACGGAUUUCAUUUCUUUUGAUUACAUAAGUUUCCCAUUAAAUACAAUUUAAUAAAAAUAAUAUACAUGUAUGACCAUAUAUUGUGUUUUUGUGAAAAUACCAUAUAAUACAUCAAACAAUACAUAUAUUAAACAUAAACAUGAAUGUAAAUAAUUUGAUAUUACAGAUUAUUAAAUUGAUUAUCUGUUCUUGCACCAAUCAGAGAAAAUAAAAUGUCAGCAAUGCACAUUUGUGUUUGUUUGUGCCUUUAUGAAAAAUAACUCUGUUAGACCCUUAUAUUGUUGCAAUGUACCUAUAAAAAGGAUUUAAAUUUUAAAAUGAUUAUAAUUUACCAACCCUUUUGGCAUCCUGGGUGUAAAUGACUUAAUUUCUCUAUGCGAACACAAUCUGAGUCAUAUUAAAUAAUACCAUCCUGGCUAUUCCCAGCAUGGUUGUGUUUCGUCAUAGCCCAUCCCGCGAAACAGUGAUUUUGUUAGUCAUUGAUGUGGAGCAGGUGUUUAGGGUCAUUUCCAUUUUUGGGUGACCUAUUCCUUUAAGAGGACAAUGCAAUACACCUUUUCUGCCACACAUGGGCAGUAAAAACAGUGAUUCACACACACAACACCGUUAUACAGCAGAAUAAAGCCCAGCAGAACAUUUACUACAGAGACAGCACAUUGCAAAGAUGUGGAUUUAGAAGAACAAAACAGAAAAGAAAAAAAUGAAAACAGACAGAUAGACGUAUGCAUGUUGAUCCUGAACACCUAAACCUUUCCCUGCGUGGCUAAACAAUUUGCAGAAGACACAGUCCCAAGAUGCUUCGCCGUCCGUGGCUACCCUGAGGAGGUCGAUGCCGUCGGCUCUGUUUGACAUGUCGUGGUGGCAGGCGCUCUUAAACUCAACCCUCAGCCUCAAUCAAAGCAACAGCAGCUUGUUCCUGUAUGACGCCCCCUGCUGGCAAUCGGGAACCAUGACGCUUACUAUAGUGCUGUGCUACUGUCUGGUGCUGAUUUUGGGGUUGCUUGGUAACAUCCUCCUCAUUUGUAUCAUUACACACCAGCGGGAGCCUCCUAAUGUCACCAGCAUCCUUAUUGCCAACCUCUCUGCUUCUGACAUAUUGGUGUGCGUGUUCUGCCUUCCGUUUACUGUUGUUUACACGCUAAUGGAUCAUUGGAUAUUUGGUGCGCUGCUAUGUCGCCUGAUGCCGUUUGUGCAGUGUGUAUCGGUGACCGUUUCCGUUCUGUCUCUGGUUCUGAUCGCGCUCGAAAGGCACCAACUCAUCCUGCACCCAUCUGGCUGGAAGCCGAGCGUUCCGCAGGCGUACAUGGCUGUUGUGUCCGUGUGGCUGUUGGCCUUUGUGACGGCGUUGCCUUUGGUGGCGUUCUACUUGCUUAGCAGCGAGCCGUACAGUCUGCUUCCCGUGCCGCUCCGCCACCUACAGGCCUGCCUGGAAGUCUGGCCGUCUCAGCAGCACAAACUUCUCUACACCACCAGCAUGCUACUAUUUCAGUACUGUUGCCCACUGCUUCUCAUUCUACUCUGCUACCUCCGCGUCUUCCUGCGCCUGCGACGCAGACAGCGCAUGCUGCAGCGCCAGUGCAGCCGCAACCGCGGGGACGAACACAGGCGCAUCGUGCACAGCAAACGUAUAAACGUCAUGCUCGUCUCCCUGGUGGCAGCGUUUGCCGUGUGUUGGUUGCCGUUAAACGCCUUCAACGCAGUGGCGGACUGGCACCACGAAGCGCUUCCCGUGUGCCAUUAUGACCUUUUGUUUUCAUUCUGCCACCUGCUGGCCAUGAGCUCCACCUGCAUCAACCCCAUCAUCUAUGGCUUUCUCAACAGCAACUUCCGAAAGGAUGUGGCCUCCGUUUUGCUGCACUGCCACUGUCAGCCUCUGGAGGACAGCUACGAACACUUUCCGAUGUCAACAAUAAACACAGAUGUCUCACGGACAUCUAUUAGACUCAGCAGCUAUAGAAACAAUUCUGCGUAACUGAGGUUAAUAAGAUUGGCCACUGCCCGAUCCAAAAGCAAAAACAAUGCUCCGGUGAUUAUUUUAAGACAUUUGACGGGUUAGGUGUGCGAAUACACAACAACUUUGCAUAUUGUAGAGGUUACAAAAACAUUUUACUCUGCCAAUUCUGCAAAAAAAAAAACUAUAUAUGGGUGAUUCUCGCGAAAUUAGACUUAUGAGGUGUCAUGAAACAUUUUGAUAAAAAAGUAAAUGCUAUCAAAAUAAGAAGUAUACAGUUACAAACAUCUCUUCACGUACUAUUUUGCACAUGAUUUCAAAUGACAUCAUACAAACCAAUUUUGUUGUUUUUUCCACAUUUAAGGGGAAAAUUUUCAUUACCGCAACGUGUCCAUGACUGAAUUUGGGUUCUUUGAUAUGGAAAAUUUAUAAUUAAAAAAUAUAAAAAAUAAAAAGCUUCAGUGCAUGUUAUACUAUAAACAUUUACAGUAAAGAAACAUUUGGUGAUC
Messenger RNA from Misgurnus anguillicaudatus (oriental weatherfish), 2923 nucleotides. RefSeq lists its product as uncharacterized. The record is from RefSeq and is a predicted model, not a curated record. NCBI's taxonomy places the organism in Eukaryota, Metazoa, Chordata, Actinopteri, Cypriniformes, Cobitidae.